AUGCCGGGGAAGCGCAGCGAGCGCGGAGGGAACGCGUCCGACGACGCGUCUGGCCCUCCCGCUCCCGAUACAGCACUCGCUCUACCCACCACGAGGUCAGGCCUAGUUCGCCAGGUGCCAGUGACCGUGGCGGGCGAAGACGAGAACGAUGCAGGCAGAAGACGAGUGGAGGCUUCUAAUGGACCAGAUAAAGGGUCGGAGCAGCCGCCUACCGAGUUUCAAAUGCUGUUGCGGGCAAACAACGAACUGAUGAUUCGUGUUGAUCGCAUGUCAGAAGCAUACGCAAAGACACUGACGGCGAUCACCACCGAGAACGCAUUGUACCGCAAGGAACUGGAAGAAUCACGAAAGGAGGUCCAUGGACUGCAGAAGGAAAUUGCUAGUCUAAAAGAGCUCGUCCAGUUUCUGUCGGUGAACGUUUCCUCUUCACCACCGAGCACUCAGGUUAGCAGCCCAGGGAGAAGCUGGGCAUCCAUCGUUUCGCAAUCAUCGUUAGCUUCAUCUAACACCCGGGCUGCGCGUGUGGGACUCGGCCUCCCUGCUGUAAUAUUGGACCUACGCUCCGCCGGAGAAGGGGCCAAGACACUGGUAGACGACCCCGCGCAGACACGGGAGAAAAUCCGUACAGCACUUCAAGGUGAGACAACUACUGCGAGCGUUGACGUUGUGGGGGUUAAAACUACCUCGAAAACCACGAUCAAAGUCUUUGUCGGCUCGGAGGAAAGUGUUGCGAACCUCCGAAGAGCUACACACUGGCUGAACGCCAUGCCUGGGGCUAAACUACAAGGGGAGCAAUGGUUCCCUAUCAAAGUGAAUGAUGUGAAGAGAGAAAGUGUCUUUGAGACAUCGGGGACGCAGCGAGAGGACUUCCUGAGCACCCUCCAAGAGGAGAACAAAGUCACGGAGAUCAGAAAAAAUCAUCUGGCUAAGUGGAAAGAAACGUUAUGGAUCCAUGGCCAUUUACCUUGCUGCACAGGCGGAUGCACAGGCCCUGCUCAGUCGUCGCAUCGUCCACGUCCGCGGAGAAGCAGCGUUCUCGGACAGGUUCUAUGA
This is a messenger RNA of Penicillium antarcticum, 1053 nucleotides long. RefSeq lists its product as uncharacterized. The record is from RefSeq and is a predicted model, not a curated record. The transcript has a single exon. Bases 1 to 1053 code for a protein of 350 amino acids. NCBI's taxonomy places the organism in Eukaryota, Fungi, Ascomycota, Eurotiomycetes, Eurotiales, Aspergillaceae.